AUGUAUCAUCUAUUGAAAUAUAUUUUUAUUCUAUUUUCAAUAAAUCAAUCAAUUUAUUGUUCAUAUCGCUAUGCUGGUUGUUAUACACAUGUAUUUUUUAAUACUUAUUUUACUAGUUCAUUUAUGGAACCAACAUUAUGUUUUCGAUUAUGUGAUACACCAAUAAUUUAUUUACAAAAAACUAUUUGUCGUUGUUCUGGUGGUGGUCUUAUGCAUUAUGAUGAACAACCAAAGGAAAGUUGUUCAACACCAUGUACAAAACCAGUUGAUCGAUCUAUAAUAUCAACUAAUACAUGUGGUGGUUCAGGAACAUAUUCAGUUUAUGUUCAAAGCGCUUUCUAUAGUUUACAUGGACAUUUAUUUACUUAUAAGAUUCAAUUUUCAGCAUGUGAAUUAUGGAAAAAUUCGGAUGUUUAUGAAACAUAUAGUGUUAAAUUAAGUGGAAUUAGUGUAAAAUCAUCUUUAAAUAAAUUAGAAAAAUGUGCAGCAGCAUGUUUAGAUCAAAAUGCAACAACAAAAUCAAUAGGAUUUAAUGAUGAUAGUGAUAAAUGUUUAUGUAUAAUGCCAUUGAAACCUGCUAAAUAUUUUGAACGAACACAUUAUGUAGAAGCUCUAUCCAAUAAUUCAUGUGAUCGUUAUUGUAAUAAUAUCUAUGAAGGUUCGAAAAGUGAUCUUAAAUAUCAAUGUGGUUCAUUAACAGAUCCUAAAGUAUGGGCCAUAUAUGAUUUAAAUGGUACAUGUCCAAUUGAUUAUGUUUAUAUACAAGAAUUAAAUAAAUGUGUAUAUAAAUAUAAAAAUUUUUGGAAUUCAUGUACACCACCAGCUGUCGGCUAUAUUCAUAAUGGGAAUUUUUCAUGGAAUGGUUUAUUAAAAAUGAUCGGUAGACUACAAUUAAAUGAAUCAGCUGUAACAAUUGAAUUUGAUGACGAUACUGUUGUUGAUUCAACAUGGAAAUGUGCACCUGUAGUAGUCGCAUCACCAUCAUAUUCAUCAAAUUCAUGGAGAUCAUAUUUAGCACAAGCACGUUCAACUUUAUAUGGAGUUAAUUCUGUUACACGAUAUAUAUUAGAAAGUGGAUGUUUACGUGAAAUUUCAUAUUCAUCAUAUGCACAUCGAUAUUCAUAUCGUUUAUGUGUAACUGAUCCAAUUAAUAAAUAUUCUUCGAAUAAUGAUGAAGAUAGUAUUGGCACUCAAAUUUUUGCUAUAAAUCCUGAUAAACAAUACUGUCCAACGAAUUGGUUUGAUUUAAAUGGACGUUGUUAUCGUAUUUCAGAUGAACGUAAAACAAUAGAAGAAGCACGAAAUAGUUGUAUUAGUGUAUCAUCAUCAUCAUCAUCAUCCUCAACAACAACAGAAGCAAAUAAAAUAUGGUUGAUUGGUGAUACUGAUAAGAAUGAUGAUAAUGAAUUAAGCGAUACACCAACUGGUGAAAUUGUUGAAUAUAUAUCUGAAUGGCAAAGUCGACUUGGAUUUUUUCUUCUUGAUACAGAUCCUGAUCAUGAUGAGGAUUACCCAGAUGCAACAACACCAUCGUUACCUAGUAUUUAUUAUGAUGAGGCUUUAAUAUCAUCAGAUAGUAAUAAUACAGCUAAUAAUACUAAUCAUGGAGCAAUCAAUGAGUUUCAUAUAAUUGAAGCAAAUGAAAAUAAUACUACAAGUAGUAAAGAUAAUACGUGUUUUCUUGUAACACGUUCAAUAAGUGAAGAAGAAGAAAAACCUAUUUUACAAGGUACUCCAAUAAAUAGUUGUUCAAAACCAAGACAUGUUUUAUGUGAAACAAACACAUUGAUUGUUCAAAAUUUUCAAACUGCUUGUUUGCGUAAACCCAAAGCACUUGAUUUACCAGCAUUAAUAUCAAAUCAAUUAACACAUGAAUUAUGUUUACAUAUUUGUCAAGAAUUACAAACUAAAUUAGCUAUUUUACAUAUUAAUAAAUGCUAUUGUUUAAAUGGUGCAACUCCAAGUUUAUUAAAUAUAACAACAGAUUUUAAACAAUUUCAACAGAAAUCAUGUGGAAAUUCUUGUCCAGGUAAUUCUCAUGAAAUGUGUGGUAAUGAAGAUACCAUUGUUGCUUAUCAAAUUCUUGAUUCUCGUCGUACAUUUACAUUUAGUCGUACACCAGCUGAACCAUUUCCUAAAUAUACAUUUGAUAGUUGUAUAAGCUUAAAUUUCUUUAAUCAAUCUACAACCUAUCAAUUUACAAUUCAAAAUCAACAUGAUUUUCAUCCACGUUAUUGCUUAAAAUUAUGUACAAAAUAUAAUCAAAAAUAUGCAUUAAUUAAUAAUGGAACAUGUUUAUGUACAAAUACAGUAUUGAAAGGUGAUGAAGAUAAUAGUAUGACAUUACCUGGACAAAAUUGUUCUCAAUUAUGUCCUGGUAAUCAUUUUUAUUCAUGUGGUCAUAAAGAUAAUAAAAAUAUAUAUUCAAUGUAUAUAUUAAAGCCAAAAUGUCGACAUGGUUUUGAAGUUGCAGAAAAUAAUCAACAAUGUGUUUAUAGUUAUUAUGCUACUAAAGUACAAAAUCUUCAAGCUGCACAAAAUUAUUGUCGAUCUAUUGGUACAUCACUCGCAAAAAUAAAGGAUAUUAUUCAAAUUCAAGAUAUUUUACCUGAAUCAAUAUUACAUACACGUCUUAUGCAACAAUUACUUGUUUUUUAUAAAUUUAAAUAUGUCAAUGAUACAAGAUAUUAUUGGAUUGAUCGUACAAAUGAUAAGCCUCAUAAUAAUACAAUAUCAGAUCGUUUACUUAAACAAUGUUCUGAUAUACCAGAAUUUAUUGAUCAAAAUUGUAUAUCUGUUAAAUUUGUUGCAAAUUCAAAUGAUAGUCAAACAACAAGUCAUGAAAGAUGUAUCAUUGAAUCAAAUGCUUGUUUAACAGAACAGGCUAUGCCAAUUUGUGUUGAUCAACAUAUAGAACCUGUACCAGAAUUUGUUCCACCUAUUGCAGAUGAUGAUCCGUCGGACAUAACAGUUGAUAUUGUAAUUGAUCAUUCAUGUGAUGAAAAUAAUGAUUAUCAUUUUGUUGAUGAUUAUUGUUAUAAAGUUUUUCCGGAAGAAGUUAGUUGGAAUGAUGCUAAAUCAAAAUGUCAACUUGAUAAUGCAACAAUAUUUGUUCCUGAAAAAUCUGUUGCAUUACAAUAUGUAAAAUCAUUAUUUCUACGUCAAAAAACUUAUGCAUCAUCUAGUUUUGCACAUGUAGGUGUUUAUUAUGAUAAUUUAAAUAAUACAGUUGUACAAUAUAACACCUUAAAGGAAGGUGAUGCGUUAAGUAUACCAAAUUCAAAUGCUAUUUAUAAUUUAUGUGAAAAAACAUUUCAAGAACGUUAUACAGCAGUAAUGUCAUCAUCAGCUUUGCAAUCAAAUGAAAAGAACCAAUUAAAAAAACAACAGUUAGGUUGUGCAUAUAUGGAUAUAACACCUAAUGCUAUACCAACUAUCCGAUGUGAUGAAAUUCCUUGUAGUCUAAAAGCAAACGUUAUCUGUCAAAAGCUACCAAUCUUGAAAACAAGUAGUUUUACAGUAAAACGGGAAUAUAUUGUAAUACCACCAACUGAGUCUACACAAAAUAUUCCAUCUACUACAACAGCAACAAUAUUAUCUGAUGAUCAAACAACAACAACAUCACCAUCAUCAUCAGAUAGUGUAUCUGAUGAUCAAUCAGAAAAUGAUUCUACUGAUAUCAAAAAAUCAGUUGGAAGAGAUUUUGCUCCCAUAUUUUUUAUUUUAACUAUUAUUUUUUCUUUAAUAAUUCUUGGUUUUAUAAGUACAAUGUAUAAUCAUCGUGGUUCAAUAUUUCGUCGUUCACAUCGGCGUACACCAAAUUCUGUCUAUUCUCAAUUAACAUCUGCAAAUGAUUUUGAUUUAAAUUAA
Adineta steineri is the source of this 3870-nucleotide messenger RNA. NCBI's taxonomy places the organism in Eukaryota, Metazoa, Rotifera, Eurotatoria, Adinetida, Adinetidae. The record is from the annotation of a GenBank genome assembly.